This is a messenger RNA of Spizellomyces punctatus DAOM BR117, 1443 nucleotides long. RefSeq names its product small GTP-binding protein domain. Bases 31 to 1137 code for a protein of 368 amino acids. Gene Ontology annotation, molecular function: GTPase activity; GTP binding. The transcript has 3 exons. Gene Ontology annotation, biological process: vesicle-mediated transport; intracellular protein transport. Gene Ontology annotation, cellular component: cytoplasm. The record is from RefSeq and is a predicted model, not a curated record. Lineage: Eukaryota; Fungi; Chytridiomycota; Chytridiomycetes; Spizellomycetales; Spizellomycetaceae.
UCUGACGUUACUUUGAGGUUUUUUUAUUUUAUGGAAACCCUCCGGACUCUCUUUGGCAAAUGGCUGCCUGCACGCGCCGACCGAACACUGCUUAUUCUGGGACUUGACGCUUGUGGAAAGACAACUAUUCUGUAUCGCUUGGUGUUGGACCCUACCGAGAUUAUCACAACCAUCCCCACAAUUGGUUUCAAUGUCGAAAAGACGAGCAUAAAGACACGGGCGGGUACGGUCAGCGUCUCGUUAUGGGAUGUGGGCGGAUGCGACAAGAUUCGACCCCUCUGGCGACACUACUUUUCGGGCCUGUCGGGUUUGAUGUACAUUGUCGACUCGAAUGAUCGCGAACGGUUUCCGGAAGCCGUAGAAGAAUUUAGGGCCAUGCUAACAGAGAUUGCGGCUCUGUCGGACGUUGGUGAUCAGCGCAUCCCUGUCAUUGUCAUUGCAAACAAGCAGGAUUUGCCGAAUGCCAUGGGCACUUUGGAGAUUCGAGAGAAAUUUGCUCCGACAGUAGGCAACAGGGCCUUUGCAGUAUACCCUUCCCGGGCCCUUGAACCCCACCUGAGCCAAACAGGGCUACCGGAAGCCUUCGAAUGGCUCACAGAGCAGAUCGUCACCCCACAGGCACCAAGUGUCUCACAACCACCCAAUCCCUCUUCUACUACUUCCCUCUCAACCAAACUCGAAGAAUGGCUCCUACGGCAAGAUGAUCCCGACGACGUCUUUCUCAGCCAACUCGACGCGUGCACCCUCGAUACCUGGGACCAUUACACACAUCUCCGCAUUGCCUAUCUCUAUCUCACCCGCGAAGGACGACAAAAAGGCAAGAAUCUAAUUUUUGACAAGAUUGAACACUUUAUCAAACACAGUCCGAGAACGAACGGAAAGACAUUUCAUUUGACAUUGACUUAUUUUUGGAUUCAACUUGUGAAUUAUGGGAUACGGAGCAUGAAGCCACCUCCGGAAGAGUUUAAGCAGUUUUUGGUCAUGAACCCGCAUUUAGCAGAUGGGAAUUUACCACUCGAGUAUUAUAGCAAGGAGACGCUGUUUAUGGAUCCCAAGGCAAGGACGGAAAUGGUGUUACCUGAUAAGAAACCGUUGCCCAGUGUCAUUCCUAGAGAGACCGCCAAGAGACGAAGAUGAGAGCUUAUAAACAAGCAAGACUUUGCUGAACGAUGGCAUGGGGCAUUUGGAGAUUGCAGAAAUCUGUUCAAUUUUGGAUCAUCUUGGCAGCCUUGACCUCUCCUGCGCGACUCAAGAGUUUGACUACAGUGAUCUCUAAGUCAGAAACUACUGGUGCCAGGAUCGAUCUUCGGCUCCUCGACUGACGUUUGCGGGAUGGAUAUAUGUAAGUCAGCGGUAGAAUAGAAUGGGUCUCAGUGGUAGAUGCGUGGUUCCCUAUAUUAGACUUUAUACAUUGAUUCAUCCCCACAUCGGGGACUCUCUUUC